Molecule: messenger RNA, 1364 nt
Organism: Sinocyclocheilus grahami
Lineage: Eukaryota; Metazoa; Chordata; Actinopteri; Cypriniformes; Cyprinidae
Product: cAMP-dependent protein kinase catalytic subunit PRKX-like
Exons: 6
Coding region: 1-513 (170 amino acids)
Biological process (GO): protein phosphorylation
Cellular component (GO): cytosol; cAMP-dependent protein kinase complex
Molecular function (GO): ATP binding; cAMP-dependent protein kinase activity
Source: RefSeq, a predicted model, not a curated record
AUGUCGAAUGGUUUUUCCAGAAUGCUACAGAAAAGGACAUGGACUCUAUGUGGUACUCCUGAGUAUUUAGCUCCAGAAGUUAUCCAAAGUAAAGGUCACGGGCGAGCCGUGGACUGGUGGGCUUUGGGUGUUCUCAUCUUUGAAAUGCUUGCAGGGUAUCCACCAUUUUUUGAUGAUAAUCCCUUUGGCAUCUACCAGAAGAUCCUGUCCGGAAAGCUGGAGUUUCCACGGCAUCUGGAUUUCUAUGUAAAGGACCUAAUCAAGAAGUUUCUGGUGAUUGAUCGGGCAAGAAGGCUUGGAAACAUGAAGAAUGGAGCUGAUGAUGUGAAGAAGCACAGAUGGUUUAAGUCAGUAGACUGGGAUUCUGUGCCCUGUAAAAAACUCAAGCCACCCAUAGUUCCCAAGGUAUCUCACGAGGGUGACACGUCUAACUUUGACACCUAUCCAGAGGAUGAGUGGAAGAAGGACACACCAGUACCAGCUAAGGAUCUGGAAAUUUUCAAGAACUUCUGAAAAAAUAUUAUUUUUAAUGACUAAAAAGACAGGACUGGUAGAAGAUAAUGAUUUAGAGCUGAAGAUUUAACCUAACCAUUCAGGGGACAUCAAAAGGUCAUAGUUGCAUUAUAGAGGCAUGUCCUGCACACUUGAGAAACCGAAACAGACAUCUUCUGAUCAUCAUUAUUGUCAACAUAAUCAUGGUCAAAUAUUUACAGAGGAAACCAUUCAUCACUUCAGCAUCAUCUAUUAAGUGAUGAGCAACUUGAUUCAACACCCUCUGAAUCUCUUAUAAUAUGCAAAAUUAAUGCUUUUAAAGCAAUAUCAAGGUUCUUUUUGCUGGGUCUUCGCUUAUGCCUAAACAUGUAUGCUCAUGGUUGUGUUAUGGCUUUAUAUAUUAAAAAGCUUGCUGAAUUGGAGCUUUAAGCCUGACAAAUUUAGUUUUCUGGUUAUCUGAACUUGCUGUGUUGAUCAUUUCCUCCCACAUGGUAUUGCUAUAUAAAUUUCGUAACAUUGGGCCUGUUUCACACUGCACUCUCGGGCAGGCAUGUAAACAAAGCAAAAGCGUAACUGCAACAUUAUGCUUUUAUACUGGCAGCAUUGUUCCGGCUUAACAACCUAGCCAGUCUAUAAAAAAAAAAAUGCAUAGUCAAUGUAAAUGACACCAAUGUAUUUUAAAAUGAUAAAAAAAAAAUUAUAAUUAAGACUACAAAAUGUAUAGACUGAAAUGUCAUUUACAUGUGGUUGUAGGCCAUAUUUAAAUCCAAAAUAUCAAUCUACAGAACCCAAAUUUCAAAUUAUAGCGAUGACUUAGAUUCAGUCAUAUUUACUAAACAAAAAGUGCUGCUGUGUGUGUGUGUGUGUGUGUG